Messenger RNA from Penicillium brevicompactum, 531 nucleotides. RefSeq names its product DOPA 4,5-dioxygenase family protein. Bases 1 to 531 code for a protein of 176 amino acids. The record is from RefSeq and is a predicted model, not a curated record. The transcript has 4 exons. Lineage: Eukaryota; Fungi; Ascomycota; Eurotiomycetes; Eurotiales; Aspergillaceae.
AUGUCAGACCCAUUUGCCUAUAAGUACCCAUCUCCGCUCGAAGUUUACGAGAACCCAGAGCCAUUGUCCGAAGAGCGGAACGAGGAUGGUAAAUCAUUGAAGAACCCACAGCAUGGAGUUCUGAGCAAAGCAUACGACGAAUUCCCCGAUCCUCUUUCCAAGGGUCGGGAGGGAGGCUUCGACAUUCACAUUUACCAUUUCCAAAAUAACCCCGAGCAAGUCAAAUUCGCACAGGCACUACAUGAACGCAUUAGACGAGAAUUCCCCGAGCUACGAAUCUAUCGCUUCUGGGACCGACCUAUUGGACCUCACCCAGUGGCAAUGUUCGAGGUGAACCUGUUCACACCCGCUCAAUUUGGCGCUUUUGUUCCCUGGUUGGUUAUCAAUCGCGGUCCUUUGAGCGCGUUGCUCCACCCCAACACUGUGGAGUCGGAGGACGAACGUAACCAUACUCAACGCGCAACCUGGCUGGGAGAUCGCCUUCCGUUGGAUACGAGUCUUUUUAAGAAGCGGGACAGCCAGCUCAAUUGA